This is a messenger RNA of Colletotrichum scovillei, 1856 nucleotides long. RefSeq lists its product as uncharacterized. The transcript is spliced from 2 exons. Bases 583 to 1791 code for a protein of 402 amino acids. The record is from RefSeq and is a predicted model, not a curated record. Lineage: Eukaryota; Fungi; Ascomycota; Sordariomycetes; Glomerellales; Glomerellaceae.
GCCGGGACUCGGUUCAUGGUCGUUGACCAUCACCCCGUAAACCAUCCGACAUUCUUUGUUCCUCAGACGUUACCUGAAUCGCCAGCCAGAGAAAAACAAACGAGGACUGCUGCCACGCGAUAUUCUCGAUAGCCGACUUUUCCGGCAUGCUGGAGUCUUAUAUGAAGCCGCAUGUCUGAGAUCGUUGAACGGGCACCAACACUCUAGAUCUCGACAUCACUGUCUAACAAACCCAGAUCCUUGGUUCAGUGAGCCGCAUCCGACGCUCUACAUUCUGUCAGGUCGGUUCCUUGUAAUUGGGUAGUCUUAAGUCCGUGUACUCCUAUUCUGUCUUAAGAAUCACGACUCAUAUCAUUCUUUACGCCCGCUUUACUACUGGAGAUUUGGCACCAUCUGCACUCGACAACGCCAAGGCAGUAGAGGCCAAGAGUGACGAUAUUACAGCAAUUUCGUUGCUGUACACCCAUCUCAGCGACUUAGCAGUAAUCUUACGUCGAUUGCCAGUCCUGUAUAACAGCAGACAGGCUGUCGCACAUCGAAACCAAAUACACCACCGCUGUGUGAUCUAAAUCCAACGACAAGAUGCCCAAGUCACCCUUCUCUCCGGGCUCAAGCCGUACCGCAUUCUCAUCCGUUGGUCGCAUGCCUGUCAUUGCCGAAGACGACUCCCUGCCCGCCGUCACACACCCAAACAUGGCUGCCCUCCCUCCACCACCGCCAUGCCGCAGCACGAAACCGAAAUACUACGGUCGCUCGCCAGUACCACGAGCCAUCAACUCGCAUCCGUCCUACCCUCCCCCGGCCUACUCCCGCAGCUCGUCUCGCGACAGUACCCUUAGCACUCUGAGCACGCGCAGCCUACUCAGCGCAGGCAGCUAUGGCAGCCGUCCGAGCUCGGGCACAUCCACACCCAGGCUUUCUCCCAGGAAUUCUCUCAAGGACAAGUCUCAGCUCCUUCCCAUCACUACGCCUGUAGGGCCAUCGUCGGCUGCGGAGAAGGCCAAGAAGGGGCUCUGGAUCGCUCGCCGCGGCAACAGAUACCGCAUGAUAGUUGCGCUUAUCCUUGGAAUUGGUCUGAUUGUUGGUUUGUCGGCUGGUCUGACUGUUGGAAUGCGCAGCCCAUCCCCUUCAACAACGCCAGAUACCACCAACUCUACCACCCUAUUUCCAUCUGGCUCUUUCGCCUUCAAUACGGCUCUUUUAGAGUCCAACACUGGAUGCACCGCCAACCCGUCGACGUGGCGCUGCUACCCAUACCAAAACUACUCGCAAUCCGCAAAUGACUCUCUCGCAUCCUUCUUCUGGACAAUCUCCCCGAAGAACUCCUACACCUACCAGGUCUCAUCCUCCUCCAACCCCUUCGCCCCGCAAUUCACAAACCAGACAAUGGUGCUGCUCGAAGGGAACACACUCAACGAGCGUCUCGUCUUCAACUUCUCUCUCCCAAAGACCGUGGUUCCGUCCGAGGCAAUCACCGAAGACGGACGCGCCGCGACCUGCACUUUCUCCGACACGGCCUUCCGCGCUACUCUCUGGACGAGACGCAACACGACUACGCCGCUCGGGACUGUUGCGUCUGGGGUCAACGCGACUAGCACUGACGGAAACGUCAAGUGGGGACCGUGGCCCGGCCAGGUAGAGAUCGUGCAGGUCAAGAAAGGGGGUCCGGAGUGCCAGGAUAAAGCUGGCAACGCUGUCACCGUCGCGGCGGGGAGGGAGCAGUGUAAGUGCAGAUAUGCCAACUACGACUUGACUUCGCAGCAGAAGACAAGGAGAGAUUGGCAGGCAUGAGAAAAGUCGGUACUUUUUGCAUUGAGGGUUAUAUGGGCUUCGGCGUUUGGGUUUUGGAGAUGGUG